AUGUCAACGGCUACUGCAGGACCAUCGUCGACUGAUGCCCGUAUAGAAUCUCUUGCCAAUUCCAUGACAGAAUUCCACUACGAUCCCGUGUCUAACCUCACAUUCGACAACUGGUACAGUCGUCAUGAGGAUACCUUCCGAGUCAAUACAGCUAACCUGGAUGAUGCUGCUAAAACACGUCUACUGCUCCGCAAGCUUAGCGACGCCACUCAUGCGGAGUACAUGAACCACAUUCUCCCAAAAACAACACGAGAUUUUUUGUUCGACGAUACUGUGGCAAAGUUGAAGCAGCUCUUCAGUGCACAUGCAUCUCUUUUUUAUUUCGGUGUAUCCACGUGCAAUGUGGACGAGUUCAAGUGUCUGAUCUUCGUUUGUGGUCUACACGCACCUCAGGACGCUGAAAUUCGAACCGCUCUGCUUGCUAAGCUGGAGGGUAAUAAAUCAAUGACGCUCGACAAUCUCACUACAGAGUGUCAUCGCAUCAUCAAUCUUUGGAAAGACGUUUCAAUUGUAGGAUGUCACAGUGAGAAGGCGUCGGUCAACGCUAUCAAUCCGACGAAGUACACGAAGAAGCCAAUCGUUUCCAAACCUGCAUCGAAAAUUCCACUGACACACAACAACAACAAUCACCAAAACAAUAGUGGGAGCAACAACAAACCGAGGACGCCGUGUUGGAAAUGCGGCCAGCUACACUACGUUCGCGAUUGCCCUUUCCACGACCAUCGGUUCCGCGAAUGUAACAGUAUUGGGCACAAAAAGUGCUAUUGUCAGUGUGUGUCGUCGUGCCCAGGCAAGAAACGGAGAUGGAAACAACAAGCACCACAAACAAAUGGUAUUUAUUCCGUACGACAAGUAGCUGCUCGUGAUAAGAGAAAAUACGUCACCGUGUUUAUCAACAACAAUGAAGUUGAGCUUCAGUUGGAUUGCGCUUCAGACAUCAGCAUCAUUACUAAAGCCAACUGGGAACGAAUCGAACGUCCACCAACCAAGCCUCCGUCACAACAAGCCCGUACUGCUUCUGGUCAAUUGCUGCCGCUCAUCGCAGAGAUCGAUUGCGAUGUUAUGCUGAAAGGAGUUCAUCGUUCAGGUAAACUGUUUGUCACUAACGUUUCCAAUCUAAAUCUUUUGGGCCUCGACUUCAUCGAAAUUUUCAAUCUGUGGAAUGUUCCCCUGAGCACGCUGUUCUCCGAUACUCUUGGUUGCUGCAAUAAAACAGAAGCGAAGCUCUAUUUAAAGCCUGAUGUUCAGCCUGUUUUCCGCGGAAAAAGACCUGUUCCAUUUGCCGCGCUUGAGCUAAUCGAGACCGAGCUAAAACGAUUGGAAGAGCUGAAAAUCAUUUCGCCGGUAGAGUUUACUGAUUGGGCGGCACCCAUCGUUGCAGUUCGAAAAAAAUCUGUCGACGGCCAGCCCCAAAAAGUGAGAGUGUGUGCCGACUAUUCUAUUGGCUUAAACAGUGCCAUUGAGCCAAAUCAGCAUCCUCUUCCGCUUUCCGAGGAGAUUUUUGCAAAGCUUUCCGGUAGCAAAAUUUUCUCACACACUGGCCUGUCGGAUGCCUAUUUGCAAGUUCCGGUUGAAGAAGAUUCCAGGCAGUACCUCACGAUCAACACUCAGCGCGGGCUGUUCGAGUUUAAUCGCCUACCCCCAGGUGUUAAGUCUGCCCCUGGCACUUUUCAAAAGAUCGUCGAUGCCAUGGUAGCUGGUCUGGAAGGAGUCGAGACGUACCUCGACGACGUAUUAGUUCAUGGUAAGAACGACAAAGAACAUCGAGACCGUUUACUGAAGCUUCUGGAGCGCAUCCAGAAGUGGGGCUUCACACUGCGCAUAGAAAAGUGCUCGUUUUUCAUGCCGGAAAUCCACUAUCUCGGUUUUAUCAUUAACCAUCAAGAGAUUCGGCCCGACCCAAAGAAAACAGCAGCAAUAUGUAACAUGCCGCCCCCACACGAUCUUGAGAACGACGUCUCUGUCACCGUUGAUGCUGCACUUACUGCCCUGCCGGUAACUUUUAAACACCUUCAAGCUGCCACUAAUAAGGACAAGCUGCUUCAAAAAGUUAUUGGACACGUGCAAACUGGAUGGCCGAAAUCUAUCAAACAAACGGUCGAAUCGUUGUGCCGACAGAAUAUCAACAACCUGUACUGUCGCAGUUCAUUGCCGUUGAAAAAAGACUCCAUCGCCGUAAAAAACGUCAGCAUUGGAGCGUGCUCUUGCGGAAGCGGAGGGUUGUUUCCCCCGGCACGAUGUGAGGAGUUUUUACAAAAAGAUUAUUUGUAUCAAAAAUCGAAACGUGUCAGCCAGUGUCAUGUGCAACAACAGAAAAAGGAACCUGAUUAA
Molecule: messenger RNA, 2331 nt
Organism: Wyeomyia smithii (pitcher-plant mosquito)
Lineage: Eukaryota; Metazoa; Arthropoda; Insecta; Diptera; Culicidae
Exons: 5
Coding region: 1-2331 (776 amino acids)
Source: RefSeq, a predicted model, not a curated record